Molecule: messenger RNA, 2100 nt
Organism: Salvelinus sp. IW2-2015
Lineage: Eukaryota; Metazoa; Chordata; Actinopteri; Salmoniformes; Salmonidae
Product: spindlin-Z-like
Biological process (GO): gamete generation
Source: RefSeq, a predicted model, not a curated record
GUCAUAGCUUUAGGGUUGCAUGCAAACGGAGCUGGAGGAAAUGCGAGAGGGGACCAAUUAAUUCGAUUUACAAUUCAUUGGGAAUUACAGCCUAUUAGGCUAGUGGCAAGGCUCCCACAUUUUCUUGUUACCCCUAUCUGAGUCUGUUUUCCUGCACUGGAUGGGAGUGUCCCUCUCUCUCCUGAUUCCCUAGUAGAUACAUUGUCACCCUAUAGUCUGGCAGCCUGGCUGCUCACCUACAUGUAUAUCAAUGAAAACCCCAUUUGGAAAGACACCAGGCCAGCGCCCCAGAGCUGAUGGGGGGAAUACUGGGGUAUCUGCAAAUCUGAUCAAGAAGAAAAAUUCCCACAAGAAGCAGAAGAAUGUUGGUCCAAGCAAGCCUAUUGCCCAACCCAGACGAAACAUAGUGGGUUGCAGGAUAACGCACCAGUGGAAGGAAGAUACCAAGGUUUCCCAGUGGAAAGGAACAGUUCUCGAUCAAGUCCCUGUCAACCCAUCUCUCUACCUGAUCAAGUAUGAUGGAUUUGACUGCAUCUAUGGACUUGAGCUUCACAAAGAUGAGAGGGUGCAAGGCCUGGAGGUUUUACCAGACCGAGUUGCUCCAGCUCGCGUCAGUGAUGCACAGCUAGCAGAAACCAUGAUAGGCAAAGCAGUGGAGCACAUGUUUGAGCAAGAUGAAGGACCAAAGGAGGAGUGGAGGGGCAUGGUGCUAGCACGGGCUCCCAUUAUGAACACAUGGUUCUACAUUACUUACGAAAAGGACCCUGUUUUGUACAUGUACCAGCUCUUGGAUGACUACAAAGAGGGGGAUCUCCGGAUAAUGCCUGAUUCAAAUGACUCGACCCCAACCGAGAGAGAGCCUGGAGAAGUGGUGGAUAGCCUUGUUGGCAAACAAGUGGAAUAUGCCAAAGAGGAUGGCGGCAAAAGGACAGGCAUGGUUAUCCAUCAGGUUGAUGCCAAACCCUCUGUGUAUUUCAUCAAGUUUGAUGACGACUUUCACAUCUACGUCUACGAUUUAGUAAAAACGUCUUAGGAUAAUUGAGAAAAUCAUUGAUUCACAGACCGUGGCAAAUGGUUUCAGGAUUUCUUUGAGACAUCAAUUUCCAGUUAAAUGGACAAUUCCUUCACAGGCUACGAAUGUGAAACUUGUCAUUUCCUGUGUCACUGCUUCCAAUGCGAAAGCUUUUAGUGUACUUUGUCUGAAGUCCACUUUUGUUUGAAAAGAAGAGACCUCUGCAGAAUUCACCAUGUCUGAACAUUUACUCUGUUCAAUUGGGCCAGACACCAGGAGCCUAAUCAGUUUUUUUUUUUUUUUCAUGUCUAUGAUGCUGUAAAUGAAUUCUUGUGAGGUGCUCGUAACAUGUUUCCGCCACUUUUGUUAACUUGUGGGUUUAACAUCCUCAGAAUUUAGCAUGCAUCAGUCCAACAGCUGUGGUCCUUUGUAGCUCAGUUGGUAGAGCAUGGCACUUGUAACGCCAGGGUAGUGGAUUCGAUUCCCCCAUCCAUAUGUAAAAUGUAUGCACGCGUGACUGUAAGUCGCUUUGGAUACAAGCGUCGGCUAAAUGGCAUAUUACUGUAUCAGUCAAACACCCUAGUAAUCAGUUUAAAAAGAAGGGUAUUACAUGAAAUUCUGUGAUUUCAUUUUAUUCCUUACUUCUGUACUUGUAUGAACUGCCAUUGUGAAAUUGUCCUUCACAUAAGGGUAGUUUCUGAGACCAAGGAAAUCCAAGCGCUUCUUCCUUUUAGUUUUUAAUCGGUGUUAUUUUAUGUCGGCCACACUUGCAUUCUCCCGAAAUGGGUGUCUAGACCUCUACUACUCUGUCAAAUCGAAAUUGUAUUAGAGUAAUUUCCCUUAACAAUUUGGCUGAUUGAUUGUGCAAAGUUCAUCAAUUAUUUAAUUAUAAUAUUUUUUGUUUACUUUGGCUUUUAGAAUUCAUUUUAAUUUCCUUCAACCUGAAAUUAUUCGUUUUGUUAUGUAAUACUCUGUAUCAUCCAAAUCUGAUUUAAAAUGUGUAUUAACACAUUCCACUCUUACCCCUUUGCUAGAGCUACUGUAUUGCAACUUUGUUGUCAAAAACACUAAAAGGAUAAUGAUUGAUA